Messenger RNA from Planococcus citri (citrus mealybug), 2482 nucleotides. RefSeq names its product lachesin-like. The record is from RefSeq and is a predicted model, not a curated record. The transcript is spliced from 9 exons. Gene Ontology annotation, cellular component: neuron projection. NCBI's taxonomy places the organism in Eukaryota, Metazoa, Arthropoda, Insecta, Hemiptera, Pseudococcidae. Bases 209 to 1447 code for a protein of 412 amino acids.
AAAACGUCGCUCAGUGAUGUUAGAAUUGCGGUAGAUAUCGGUAUCGUUUUACUUCGGUUCUUCCGCUCGCGUAAUAUUUUACGUAAAAAACGUAGUUUAUAUUUUUAAAUAAGAAAGCCACGUGGAAAACUGGCGUCCGAAAAAUAACAAAAAUCGGUGAUUGCCUUCGUUGUCCAAUUUGUCGCCGUUUAAUCGCGACGACGGCACGAUGAGACACAAAUAUAUCAUAUUUAUUAAAUAUUUCGUCGUCGUCGUAUUCCAAGUUUACAUUACUUUCUGCAACGGUCUAACAGAACAGCCCAGAUUUGCCGAGCCUAUACCAAAUGUAACCGUAGCAUUGGGUCGAGAUGCAUCUUUACCCUGCGUAGUCAAUAAUUUAGGAACAUAUAAGGUUGCCUGGAUACAUAUCGAUAGACAGAUGAUAUUAACCAUUCACAGGCACGUUAUCUCCAGAGUGCCUCGAUUUAGUGUUUCGCAUGAUGGACAAAAAACGUGGCUUUUGCACGUGGCCAGUGCUCAAGCUGAAGAUAGAGGGUACUACAUGUGUCAGGUCAACACGAAUCCGAUGAUUAGUCAAGUUGGAUAUUUACAAGUCGUAGUACCACCAGACAUAGUUGACGAAGAAAGUACUCCUUCCUCUGUGGCUGUUCGAGAAAAUCAAAACUUGACACUUACGUGUAAAGCACAAGGAUUUCCAGACCCUAAAAUAAUGUGGAAACGAGAAGACGGCAAUGAAAUUGUUUUAGAUAGAAAGAAAAAAGUUUCAGUUAACAUGCACAACGGAGAGAAUUUAACAAUCACCAAAAUCAGCAGGACGGAUAUGGGAGCAUAUUUGUGUAUAGCGACAAACGGCGUACCACCGUCAGUUAGUAAACGUAUUAUUGUAGAUGUUGAAUUCCCACCAAUGAUUCUAGUAUCGAAUCAAUUAGUCGGCGCUCCAGUCGGUACCGACGUCACAAUCGACUGCCAAACCGAAGCACAUCCUAGAGCCAUAAGUUACUGGAUGUUUGGCGACGGUAUGCUGCUAUCAGCCAACAAACACGGUACAGAGAUCUCAGAAAAUAGCUACAGAACGCAUAUGAAGCUAACAGUAAAGAAAUUAACGCCCAGUGAUUUCGGUACAUACAAAUGCAUAUCAAAGAAUUCACUAGGGGAGACCGAAGGCACCAUACGUUUAUACGAAAUUACCAUGCCAUCGGCGUCUCCGAGAGAGCACGAAGCUAUUACGAGUAGAGCAAAUAGAGAAGGUUAUGUAGACGGGGACAUAACCGAGUCGUUGAUGAUUCAACCCACAAAACCCGUCCGCAGCGAAUUGGACAACAGAUCAGCGAACCCACCAAAGCAAGAAAUUUCGCAACCAAAAACAUCAGGUUGCCAACCAAUACCAAAAUGGCCUGUGACCGGGCUAAUACUAACAUUAGUUCUAAUAUGUUAUAAGAAUACGUAAUGGAGGGUUUCAGUGGACUACCGUUACCGAAUCUAUAUUACCAUUAGCAAUAAAAAUUGCUACCCUUGUACAGUCUCCCCCUUAAAUUUUUUACAUUACAACUUACGUCUCGACUCCAUUAUCUAUUUCCACCACUUGGCGUUCGUUUGAUUGUAUUUUUCAAAAUUAUCAUAACGAACGAACAAAAAUUUUUCGUUCGAUUCGAUAAUAUUCCCGUUACCUAUCAAUUUCGAUUCGAGUCGUUGAACGAAAUCUCAGUAAAUAAAAGAGAUAAAAGCCAAGUUUUUCAAUUAAUCGUUAAUUUUAGUUUUUCAUCGUGAUAUCAUUUUUAAACUUUUAUUUGUUGAUUUACCUCGGUUACUAGAUAAAUUGACAAUUUGGCGCGAAUUCCAUACACAUAAAGUGUAGGUAUUUUUUUUCUCUCUCUAUGAAUAUUUUAAUAUAGGUAACGAGAAAAAAAAUAGCGCGAAAAAAUGAAUCUAAAAAAAUUUAUAUCGCGUAUACUUUUUUUUAAAAAAAAUUUAUGUAAAUGGCAACGUUUUUAAAAGCUUUAUAAAAAUGGAUGUGCAUUUCAAAUGUGUACCCGUUUAUUAUCGUAAUUAAUUUUUUUUUAAAUUGUUAAUUUUGAGUUUUAAUUUUUUUUUCAAUUACGACAAAUGUGUACUGUUUACAUAAUGUGUUUUUCCUUUUUUUCUUUUUUUGUUCAAAGUGUAAGGUUUUUAUGUAUUAAGCGUUUUACAAAUUUCCCCGUUAAAUAUUGACUAUUUUAUAAAUAUUUAAUUGUUUAAAGUUGUUAAAUGUUUUAAUAAUUACAUUUUCCAUUUUCAUUGUCGAACAUUGUAAAUAUUCGCUAGUCAUUGGAAUUGCAUUUUUUUUUUUUUUUUUUUUUUGUAAAUCGAAAGUACAUAAUAUACGAUAUUUAUUUGUUCUUGAAUAUUUUUUAUCAAGUUUGGUUUCAAUUGUCCAUCAAACGUGUUGCAUUUCAAUACGUAUAAGUGCAAAUUCACGUCCAUGAAUAAUAUUUCGUUUGGUGCU